Messenger RNA from Alnus glutinosa, 1392 nucleotides. RefSeq lists its product as uncharacterized. The record is from RefSeq and is a predicted model, not a curated record. The transcript has 2 exons. NCBI's taxonomy places the organism in Eukaryota, Viridiplantae, Streptophyta, Magnoliopsida, Fagales, Betulaceae. Bases 1 to 1392 code for a protein of 463 amino acids.
AUGUUCGUAACUCAAUUCAUGGCUGGAGUUGUAAGAAGGAAACCGGCAGGCACUUUAAUGUCGAUACAACAAGGGCGAGAUGAGUCCCUUAAGGAGUUCCUCCAGCGCUUCAAUCAAGCAAGGCUCACUACUGAGAGCCCCACCGAAGAGUUCGUGCAUUCGGCACUUUAUCAGGGGAUCAGGAAAGAUGGGCCGCUGAUGGCUGACCUCGCCCGAAAGCCGACUCGUUAUCUGCAUGAGUUCAUGGAGAGGGCAGACGAGUUUAUCAACCAAGAAGAGACUCUUCGAGCGUUGCUCAGGAAAGGAAUCGCCCAAACCUCUAAUCAGGGGGAUAAGCCUAAGAAAAAGAAGGAAUUCCACAAGAAGCAGGAUACAACGGAGCCCGGGAUUAAGAAGAAAUUCCAGGAUUACAACUGGACCCCCCUCAACACGCCCAUCGAAGAGGUCCUGGCGGCGAUUAAAGUGGAUCCCAUGUCCUUGCGGGCCUUAAUCGAGAAGUUUAUCCGGAACGGGAAGCUUGUCCGUUUCCUGGAAGGUCAACGGGGUCCGCCUGGGUUUGAUCGGAACCCCCAGCCCGAGGAACGGAGGAAUCAGCCGCAGAGAUAUCGGGAAGAGCCCAGAGAAAGGAUGGAACGUCCUCGGGAUCGUGAUAGAGAGCCUAACAACCGACCUGCCGACCGGGACAGGCGAGAGAGAAGCAAGAGCCAAGCGCGGCUGCCUGGUCGGGAAAACCUCUGCGAAAUUCAUACAAUAUCCGGCGGUUUUGGAGGUGGAGGAGACUCAAGUGCGGCACGUAAAGCAUAUGCGAGGCACCUCAAGGAGUUCGAGAUAUACUCGGUCCAGAGACCGCCGAAAAUGAGAGAGUAUGAGGACUUACUCAUUGGUUUCUCAAAUGAAGAUUUUGUUGGGGUCUCGCUCCCCCACUCGGACGCUCUGGUGGUGACUUUAGCGAUCGCCAAUCAUAAGAUACACAGGGUCCUUGUCGACACUGGGAGUUCGGCCGACAUAAUAUAUAAGUCAGCCUUCGAGUUGAUGAGCAUAGGUCAAGGGAAGUUGGUCCCGGUGAAGGGUCCCUUGGUCGGUUUUUCCGGAGAACAGGUCCUCCCGAUCGGGUCUAUUGUCCUACCGGUUAUGGCGGGAACUAGCCCCCAGGAGAAAACGGUUAUGGUGAAAUUCUUAGUUGUGGAAGGGCGGUCGGCUUACAACGUUAUCCUGGGGAGGCCAGCCCUGAAUGAUUUGGGGGCCGUAACCUCAGCCCCCCAUCUGUGCAUGAAGUUCCCGACUAACUCAGGAGUUGGUGUGGUCAGGGGCGACCAGAGGGCUGCCCGCAUGUGCUAUAUCACCACCCUGAAGGCCGGCCACACGGAAGAUGCCGGGGAAGAGGAGAAAUAG